AUGCUAUACCUACCAUAUCAAUUCUCUUGCUAAAACAGCUUUGUUAUUUGUAAAUCGUUAAGAUAGAAGAAUUAAAGUAAAUAUUAAAAUUCAGAUAAUCAUUUUGAUAUUAAAAACUUGGAAUUAUUGCAUAUGACUCAAUUUAGUGGAAAACAGAAUCCUUUAAAUACAACUAUAACUUUACCUAAUUAGAAAUAUGAAUCGACUUUGAUUUCUUGUUUGUCUUAAACAAACAUCAAUUUGACAAAUUAAAUCAAUUUGGUUAAAGAAUAUGUAUCUGAAAUUAAUCAAUACAACGUUAAAUUGGAAGAAUCAUAGAAAAUAACAAAGAACAUCCCAAAAAAUAUUAUUAGAAAAAUAUGCUACUUCAGAUGACUCAUCCUUAUAUUUAGAAUCUUCAAGGUUUAAAAUUGAGAGAAACUUUAAUCAAAUUUAUAAAUCAGGUAAGUUUCGAUGGUUAUAUCCUGGUGAAGAAGCAGCAAUUAUUGAGGGUAUAGAAUCAUUUCUAAAUGAGUGUUCAAAAAGAUAUCUUUGUUGAUGAUGAGUAUGUAGAAGAUUUAAAAUUUGAUUAUUAAUAAAAAGAGGUUAGAGUAUUUAUUUAAUUAUCCCAUCUGCUUGAAGUAAAUUGAAGCUCAUUGGAAGAUUUUGGCUACAAUCUUUAAAUUGAAACAGCAAAAUCGUGUAUAUAAAAACUAAGCGACAAAUAAGUUGUGGAAAGAUAUUCAAACAUCAAAAACAUUGUUUUUAGAUUUAAAUAUGGAUAAUAAUAAAUUGGUGCUUUUUGUCAAACAAUUAUAGAAUUGA
Messenger RNA from Paramecium octaurelia, 804 nucleotides. The record is from the annotation of a GenBank genome assembly. NCBI's taxonomy places the organism in Eukaryota, Ciliophora, Oligohymenophorea, Peniculida, Parameciidae.